AUGUUGUGUUCACUGACUGUAAUUACAACCUCAGAACAUUAGGUGGCAGUGUUAAAAGGCAGAGACCGUAGGAUGAGAGAAGGGAGAAGAAGAAGUGUGAAUAAGAGUGAGACGUAUACGACAUGCUUGCUCCUGUGCUACCUUGAUUAUUUCUAUGUAAUGUUUUGUUAAGUAAACAGCAUUUUGUUCUAACGCAUUCGUAUAUGCUCCGGCCUGCUUAUUCGAGCGCCUUACUACAUUUCUGGCAACACUACAUUUUUGGCGACGAGUUUUGUGUUUUCACCUCUUCUUUUUUUUGCUGACUCACCAUGGCUGGAAACGUGCCUGCACCUCCGAUGUUUUUGCCGUGUCCGGGAGAGCCCCCGAUACCUUUCGACAUGUGGCUGCGGAUUUUCAAGAACUACCUACUGGUAAUUAAUGCAACGGGAAAUGCUUGGCCUGAAGCGCGCAGGAGAGCUACGCUACUCCACUGUCUCGGAACCGAGGGACAACGGACUUUCUACUCGCUACCAGAUACGGGUGACUCCUUUGACUCUGCUGUCACUGCUUUAGAGAAACAUUAUACACCUAAAGUAAACGUUGUUGUGGAACGACAUACCUUCAGACAGCGAAAACAAGCACCUCAUGAGACUAUUAUACAGUAUGCGGCCGUAUUGCGUGAUCUCGCUUCAAAAUGUGGAUUUGAUGAUAAAACCGAUGAGAUGAUCCGUGAUCAGCUGAUUGAACAUGUGAAUAACUCAAACAUAAGAGAGAGGCUCCUGCUCGAAUCGGAUCUGACACUGGACAAAACCUUAACACUUGCAUCACAAGUAGAAUCUGCUAUUCAACAAGCUAAAACUAUAACAGGAAACGACAGUGUCCCAGUGCAAGCUGUACAACCCCGUUCACAAUUCACUAAAAAGAAAUACACACAGCACAUUCAUCCUAAUAAGCCAUUCAAUGCCUCCACUACAUCUUCCCGCAGCUGUUUCAGGUGUGGUUCUAACACACAUCUGGCUAAUUCUUCUCAGUGUCCUGCAGCCAAAGCAACUUGCAAGUCUUGCCAUAAAGUUGGACAUUUUGCUCGUGUUUGCCGCUCAUCCAAGACAAGUGAUGUACGUGAGAUUCAGCUACCUAAACUGACUGUGCUAUACUUAAACAACACUUGCCAUGCACCACAUACACUCACAUGCAAAAUCAAUAUCAGUACUCCUGCUUCUCUUACCAAAGAGCAUGAAAUGGUUGUUGACACAGGAUCAGCAGUAUCUAUUUUGCCACACCACAUCUAUGUUCAGUAUUUCAAUGACACACCACUGCUUCCACCUGUUAGUCAGUUAGUGACUUACACAAGGAAGAGAAUUCCUGUGCUUGGUUGCCUACAAGUCAAAGUGAGUAGAGGAGUUCUCACUGCCCCUGUUACAUUUUACGUGGUGAAGAAGGGCACUUCUCUUUUAGGAAGAGAUCUCAUGAAAGCCUUAAGCAUCUGCAUUGAAGGUAACACUAUCCUUCCUCCCGUGUUUACCACAAACUCUGCAUCUGCUCCCUGUAUCCCUACUGCUCCUGCUGUUAGCUGUGUGACUGUUUCAACCGCUUCCUGCAUCCCUACUACUCCAGACAUUGGUUGUGCACAAAACUUUGUGCAUAAGGUGAAAAUUGACCCCACUGUUAAACCAGUACGCCAGAAAUUACGACGCCUGCCUUUUGCUGUAAGAGCUUCUGUCUCAGCUGAACUUGAUCGCUUGCUGAAAGCUGGUGUGAUUGAGAAAAUUGAUGCAUCACCUUGGGUUUCGCCUAUUGUAGUUACAGGACGGAAAACUGGUGGAAUACGAAUGUGCACAGAUCUCCGUGAACCAAACAAGGCUGUGGUCACAGAUUGCUACCCUCUACCUCAUGUGGAUGAACUGCUUGCAAAUUUACAAGAGUUCCUUAUGGCCUCGCAUCAGCCCCCUCAGCCUUCCAGAAAAUGAUGGCUGACAUUCUCAACGGUCUUCCAGGUGUUCAAAAUUAUUUGGAUGACCUUAUUGUCUAUGGCAACUCCCCUGUUGAGCAUGACCAGAACCUCAACGCUGUCCUCCAAAAGCUGAAGGAAGCUGGAUUGGUUCUCAAUGAGAACAAAUGUCACUUCAGGAAAACCUCCCUACGCUUCCUAGGUCAUGUCAUUACUGUAGAUGGCAUUCUUCCUGACCAAGAACACAUUAAUGCUGUCCUGAAAGCCCCUCCUCCAUCUGACGCUGUUGCCCUGAGAUCGUUUCUGGGCCUAGUGUCCUGGUAUUCAAAGUUUCUGCCUAACUUUGCGACGGUUGUGGCUCCUAUGCGUGCCUGUGUCAGUGAAAAAGACACAUUUACAUGGUCUCCUGCAGCACAAAGCAGCUUUGAGGAAGUUAAGCAACUUCUUGUGAACAGUCCUGCGCUUGCUCUUUUUAACCCUUCUCUACGACCGGUAAUUUCCACAGAUGCAAGUGACUAUGGACUUGGAGCUGUCUUUGCACAAGUACAGCCUGAUGGCACAGAGAAGCCUGUGGCUUUCGCUUCCCGCACACUGACUGAAACGGAGAGGAAAUACUCGACUGUUGAAAAAGAAGCACUUGCUUGUGUGUGGGCUACAGAAAAAUGGAGAACGUAUCUGUGGGGACGUCGUUUUACUCUCCGCACAGAUCAUCAGGCAUUGACAACACUGCUCAGCACAAAGGGAAUCGGUCGGGCUGGUAUGCGGGUUGCCCGCUGGUCUGCACGCCUGCUCUGUUUUGACUAUGAUGUUGUCUAUCGACCAGGCUCCCAGAACUAUACGGCUGAUUGUCUCUCGCGCCUUCCCCUGCCUGCGCCUCCUGACUCUAUUUCAGAUUCAGAACCCGAGAUGGUGGCACAUAUUUCUGCUGUCCUAAGCUCCCUUCCGGUGGUUGACUUCAACUCUGCUUGUUCUACUUGUCCUGAACUGUCAGCUCUGCGCUCACAAAUUGAAAGUGGUUGGCCUCCAUCCGUUAAAUCAGUAAGUGGUAUACUAGCCCUAUACUAUAAGAUCAGAGAUGAGCUCUCCGUUAAGGAUAACUACAUCCUCAGAGGCUCAAGACUCAUCGUGCCACUCUCCUUACGACACACACUGAUCACGCUUGCACAUGAGAGUCAUCAAGGAAUUGUCCGCACAAAACAACGUCUGCGCGACCUCUACUGGUGGCCAAAGAUGGAUUCACAAGUUCAGUCUUGCAUUGCUUCAUGUAUACUCUGCCAGGCUAAUGAUAAAACAGCUUCUACUCACCCUGCUCCUUUGCAACCAGUCCCACUGCCUGAUGGACCAUGGAAGAAACUUGGCCUUGAUAUUGUUGGACCCUUUGACACUGCAGUUGCUGCUUGUAGAUACGCUAUCACGCUGACAGAUUAUUAUUCAAAGUGGCCAGAAGUUGCCUUUUCACAUACCGCCACUACUGAAGAUGUUAUUCACUUCCUGACAUCUAUUUUCUGUCGUCAUGGUAACCCAGAGAACAUUGUCACAGACAAUGGUCCACAGUUCACCUCUGCAGCUUUUGCAUCAUUCCUGCACACCUAUGGUAUCUCCCAUAGCAGAACAUCAGUCUACUAUCCAGCUGCUAACGGAGCUGUUGAGAGAUUCCAUCGUGCCCUGAGAAGCUGCAUUCAAACCGCCAUUCAACAGUCACAACCAUGGAAUGAGACUGUUAUGAACUGGCUCCAGGUGUAUCGUGCAACGCCACAUGCCGCAACUUCCACCUCACCAUAUGAACUACUUUAUGGUAGGAAAAUGCGCACCAAAUUGGAUAUUCUUCCUCUGCCGUCUGCCAUGUCUCCGCUGGAUGUUUCUGCUCGUCGUGCAGUUCAGAGACAUCAGAAUAACAUGCAGCAUUACACUGAUGCUAAACGUGGCGCAUGCAUGCCUUCUUUUCGACCAGGAGAGAGAGUGAGGAUAAGGAAGCCUCAUCACGUCCCUAAAGCUCAUCCCAGAUUUACUUCCCCUACAACCGUGAGGAAGAGGAUAGGUCCAAAUUCUUUCUUGCUGAGUGAUGGAAAAAUUUGGAAUGCCUCUCAUCUUGCCAAGAUUCCUCCUGUGGCUGGACAAGACUGCGACACAUCUCGACUGAUACACACAGGUGUUAGUCAUUCUCCCUCUCACAAACAGCCACGUGUUAAAUACAAGCCCAAGUGGCUUAAGGACUAUGUCAUGCAAUAGUUGAUUAAAGAGAAGCUGGGAUGAUUCUAGUAACUUGAUUGUUAUAACUAAGACUGUUUACAAGGUUCGAAGUACUUCAGUUUAUUCUCUAGAUAAGAGUCAAGUUUAAGUAUAGGUAAUUUACUGUUUACAGUGAUUUUACAGUUACAUGUUAAUGCACCUUAUGUAAAGAUACUUUAUUCACGAUUUCUGAUGCAAUGGUACCACAAGAGUUGUAUUUGACAGAACUACAUUUCAAUUCAUUACAUUUAACUACUACGUUUUCCUGUUUGCAUUCACUUUGUAUAGAGAGUGUAUUCUUUUACAGAGAGAGGAGAUGUUGUGUUCACUGACUGUAAUUACAACCUCAGAACAUUAGGUGGCAGUGUUAAAAGGCAGAGACCGUAGGAUGAGAGAAGGGAGAAGAAGAAGUGUGAAUAAGAGUGAGACGUAUACGACAUGCUUGCUCCUGUGCUACCUUGAUUAUUUCUAUGUAAUGUUUUGUUAAGUAAACAGCAUUUUGUUCUAACGCA
Molecule: messenger RNA, 4668 nt
Organism: Brienomyrus brachyistius
Lineage: Eukaryota; Metazoa; Chordata; Actinopteri; Osteoglossiformes; Mormyridae
Exons: 2
Coding region: 1943-4156 (737 amino acids)
Biological process (GO): DNA integration
Molecular function (GO): nucleic acid binding; zinc ion binding
Source: RefSeq, a predicted model, not a curated record